ACUUAUCUGCCAUUUUGUAUCUCCACAGUCAGGUCAGACGAUGUUGGUUGUCGUCGAGAAGAGACGCGGAUUUGCUUAAAUUUACAUCAUUUUUAUUAUACCUUGAGUUUAAAUAUGGUAUAGUAGGUCUCAUUUGAAUAGGAACUAGUAACUUCUAUCGGUUUGGAGCUGAUUUGUUUGUUCAACGUGUCAGAAUUCAUCUUGUUUACCUUUUGCUUUAGCAGGAGCGCUAACGUUAACGACGUUAGCAGAGUCUGUCGCUAGCCGGCUAGCUUAGCUAGCGAACAAACGUCCAGCGUUAGCUUUCUAACGCUAACAUUACACUGUGGCGAAAUGGCGGCCAACACGGCACAAGCAACCCCGACAACCAACUGGGCUUAUGGGGGUUCUGGAGAUGCCCAGGUUCACGAAAACCCAGAAUGGGAGAAAGCAAGACAAGCACUAGCAUCCAUUAACAAGAAUCAGAGCUCUGCUAAGUCUGCGCAAGCCAACCGAACCACAGCAGAGGCUGGUCAGUUUCAACCAGCCGUGUCUGACUCUUCUGCCGUUCAGCAGCAGCAGCAGUACUAUCCUUGGUAUCAGCAGACUCAGCAGCAUUACCCAGGAUAUACAUACCCCUACAACUACUACUACCCAAUGAGUCCAUAUGGAGGUGCAUAUCCACCAAAUCAGUAUGGUGUGCCACCAGGGCCUUACCCGGGACCUCCAACAUCUAAUGGACAGCCUCCCCCAGUGCCAGGAAUGGAAGACCAAUCUCCUACCUAUCCCGCUCAACCACAGCCCCCUCCCCCUGCAACACCCCAACCACCCCAGAGCCCCACCACAUCAGAUAAACCACCUCCACCCCCAUCAAUUCCUCCCCCACCCAACUCCCAGUACCCCCCUCCCCCUUCUCCAAAUUCUUACAAUGCCAAUAACUCUAUGCCAUACCCACCCAGUGACCCCAACCAAAUGCAAAUGUACAAUCAUUCCCAGGGAAGGCCUAACUAUGGACAGGGCUUUCAGGCCCAGAACAACUAUCAGCCCUCUCAGAAUAACCCACAGCACCAGCAGCAGCAACAACAGCCUGGCCAGUACCUACCAGGAAUUGGCAGAGGAGAGGCCAACAAAAACAAAAACCAAAAACAAGGACAGCAACUGUGGCACCGCAUGAAACAGGCACCUGGGACAGCUUCUGUGAAGUUUAAUAUUCCCAAAAGGCCGUAUCAGGUGCAGUGUGCUCCAGUUUCCAACCAGACUUUCCCUCCAGGCGAGCAGCCCUCAGGGUUAAACCCAAGUCCUUCUUCCCCAGCUAGUGCUACUGGUGCACCCCAAGGUGCUCAAACACGGCCCCAGGACUGGCCCCAAGCCAUGAAGGAAUACGUGCAGCGCUGCUUUACAGCCUGUGAGACAGAGGAAGACAAAGAUCGCACUGAAAAAUUGCUGAAAGAAGUUCUGCAGGACAGGUUAAAAGACGGCUCUGCUUACACUAUUGACUGGACUCGUGAGCCAUUGCCAGAAAUUAAAGUUAAACAGUCUCGUUGGGAAGCAGUUCAACCCCAGAGGGCUUCAGACGGCUCCAUUAGUCGUGGUGGAAGUACAGCUGCUGCAGCUUCAAGAGGCAGGGGCGGUGGACAUAGACUAGGCCAUUACAGAAAUAUAUUUUCUCAAAGGAGUCCAUCUUCUAGUUCCUCUCGCUCUUCCUCUCGCUCCCCAUCCCCUUCCCACGGCAGACACAGGGACAGAAGCACCCAAAGGCAUCGACGCAGUGAUUCUGGCUCACAGUCAGACAGCAGCAUCUCUAGUGACCUCAGACCUCAGCUGUCAAGACGAAACCAGAGAGGAGCCCGUGGUCGUGGUAAUGACAGAGACAGAGGGCGUGGAGGUGGAGAGAGAGGGAGAGGAAGAGGAGGAAAGGCCAACAGAGGAAGAAGGAACAUGGAAGACGCCAGUGCAGCUGUUGGAAAGAAGCGGAAAGGUGGCAAUGCAGGGCUUGAUUUCCAUGAUCCCAACAGAGAAGCUAAGAAGCAGAGCCGAGCAGCACGUUUCCACAAACAACUUCGCUCAGAACCCCUGGUUCUCUCCGUUCACACCCUGGAACUGCCUGAUGGAACUCAGGAGGGCUUCAGCUGGGAGGACUGCCCCAUCGUAGGAACAUGCCAGGACAUCACCAAGCCCUACCUAAGGCUCACCUGUGCCCCAGACCCCUCUACUGUUCGCCCUGUGCAGGUCCUGAGAAAAUCUCUGCAGGCUGUGAAGGCCCAUUGGAAAACCCACCAGGACUAUACCCAUGCUUGCGAACAGAUGAAGUCCAUACGACAGGACCUCACGGUCCAAGGAGUUCGUACAGACUUCACAGUGGAAGUGUACGAGUGUCAUGCACGCAUUGCUCUGGAAAAGGGAGACCAUGAGGAGUUUAACCAAUGCCAGACCCAGCUGAAGGCUCUAUAUAAGGACAACCCCUCAGAGAACAUCGGAGAGUUUACAGCAUAUAGGUUGCUGUAUUACAUCUUCACAAAAAACUCUGGAGAUCUGACCACUGAGUUGGUUUAUUUAACCCCGACACUGCGAGCAGAUCCAUGUGUGGCUCAUGCACUUGCACUCCGUGCUGCCUGGGCUUUAGGAAACUAUCGCAGAUUCUUUAAGCUGUAUCUGGAUGCCCCCCGCAUGGCUUCAUACCUCAUUGACAAGUUUGUAGAGCGGGAAAGAAAGAAUGCACUUAGGGCCAUUGUCAAAUCGUUCAGGCCCGACGUAUCGGUGCAGUAUGUGCAGACCACUCUGGGUUUCCCUUGUUUAGACUCCUGUAUGAGCUUUCUUACUGGCCUAGGUGUCACCUUUACCCCAUCUGACCCCAAAAAGAUAGACUGCAAAACCAGCACAGCUUCUCUAGCUGCUUCAUGAGGGGUGGGGUUGGGGGUUAGUAGCAUCAAGGGAGGGAUCUUUACAUACACAGUGCACUCUACUUGAGACAACUGAGCCAGUCCAGAGUAGGUGGCAAUCAUAGGCUAUGAAAAGACCUAGAGAUAGUUGCUACAUUACUCUACUGCAAGAGUCCUAUUUCAGAAAGCCAUUUUGAAACUUAGACAGCUGCUUUAAACAUGAGCCUGCACAUACUGGCACACAAACAGUCAGAUUCCCAUCAUAUCUAACUAUAUUUACAACAACAGAAAAGUGAGGGAAUUUAUAUUGCAGAUAAUGAUGCAGUGUCAGCACUUAGAGGCCAAGAAGUCACAGAAGCAGAUCAGGGAGGCUCUCUCUCUCGUCAUGGUUCCUGUUCCUUUAGCACCAUCAGAUUUCAAAGCUAACGGUGUUCUGUCAUGUUUUUUCCUUCCUCAAGUCAACAGCUUCAAGAUCUGAAGACUCAAGCAUUGUCCUGCAAAAGGGAAAUUCAUAGAAAAGGCAUUCCUCAAGUGGUUUAUCCAGCUGUCUCCAUUGUGAAGCGAAGCAAUCAGAGUCAGGUCAUCGUAACAAUUCCUCAAAGAGACUGAGACAAAAAGGUGAGAAGAUGCCUGCAGUUUCUGGAAGAAAGCUGAGUGGUUUGUAUGUCCUGCCCUGCACCCUAGUUCCUGAAGGUUUCUAAAGUUGGCUCGUUCAUCCUGUUCCUCGUCCCGGAUUUUACUGCCUUUCAAGCAAUGAACUAUAAGUCUUAAGCUGUUUCCCUGAUUCAGUUCAUAAGAACUUUUUUGCUUGUCUUCAAACAUGAAAUGGUUGGCCAGCAUUCUAGAAAGUGUCCGUCUGUUGAGCAAUGACUUUUUAUGAUAAAGGAUACAGGCAGGUGAUUCCCUCUUGCCUCCAAGCCCUCUACACUGAGCUCAGUCUGCAGAUUACAAGCAUCCCGAGGCUGAGGAAGCCUGCCUCCAUCAUCCUCAGGUAGAAGUUCUGCCAGCAACUGGAAUCCAGCACCUGUUCAUCGCAACUAUCGUUUUUCCAUGAUGGCCGUCUUUUCCUCAUCAGCUGUAAUUCUAAAGGAAGCGUGAAGAUGAGCUGGAGGUGAAAGCUGCUGGUUGGAGCUUCAUCGUGAAACCUGCUGCUUCAAGGAGAAUCAUCGAGUGGUUUGUAUGCUACACACAGCUCUGUGUCUGCAAGGCUGGUAAGAGAAAGGGACUUCUCCAGAAGAGGUGGAUUACUGAACAACAGAGGUGUUUUCUCGCAUUUCUUAAGAAUUGUUUUGUCCUAUGUUUAGUGCUCUGCAGUAUUGGCGUUUCUCUCACAAAAUAAGGAAUAAUGGAGUCCAAAAGCAGAUUACAGAGAUUGGACAGAUGAAUUAAGUAUCAUUACAAUUGGACAGUGUUCUUCAAUGCCAAAAUUGAGUCAGAAAUGUUUCUGCACAGGUUCAUGCUGCUGAUUAUUUAAGUGUUUGAUUCAGAACAUCGUUUUUUAUACAGAUAUAGACACUGAUAUAAUAAAGAUGGCGAUUAAUAAAGAGACCAGUGCUUUUAUAUCCAUGUAUCCAAAGUCAAUUUUCUAAAAUGCAGGUGAAGUUGUACUUAACAGAAGCUAUAAAGCCUUAAAUAGAAAUUUUUCUUGAAAUGGCAUUGGGGUUAUAGAGUAGCAAGUUUCUCUCAUGAUUGUCCAUUUAUCCUCAGGUUGUGCUUUUAAGGACCUACAUAUGUAUUGCUUGGAUAAUUUUAUGGUAAAUUACAAAACUUAAAAAACAUGUAUAAAAUGGUGCGCCAGCUAAAAACAGGUACACUUUUUACCACCAACACCUGCAGCACUGACCUUGAUUUAACAUCAGUUUGUUCCCAUUUAUUAAAUAACUGCUUAAACCCAGGAUGGCAUUGUAAUUCCCACUAGCUUUAUUUAAUCUGAAAAGUAUUAAAUACCCUAUAUACACAGGACUGAAAAUGAUGGAGGAAGGCUUGCUGUACAAUCAAAAUGUUUACUUGUCUAUUUAGUAUAUUUUUUGUAAAUAUUGUAUUAUAUUGCUGUUAUUUCUUUUCAAACUGUGCACAUAGUUUUUUUGUUCACACAUGGGUAAGUGUGAUUUUUUUUUUUAAUUUAGUCUUUUUUGUAGAACAUUUGUGUGGAUUUGUAAACUUGACUGGAGGAUGUAGUGCUGGAGUUGAUAAUUGCUAGUUUCUCCCAGUAAAGCCUGAAAUCUUUAAGAAAGACCUUUGAAUCAAAUUGUGGCCUCUGGUCAUCUCUAUUAAUAGUCAUGUAACAUUUGAUUUUGAGUAUUGAUACCUCAAGCAAAAACCUGCUAUGUGUUGCAGUUUAUUGUUGGCAGAUGGUUCCACGUAAAGCUUGUAAACAUUUGGUGAAGAAUGAGGUGUAAAUUGCAAAACGGGAGCGAUGUAAACGUCUUCUGUGAAACGAAAUUCUUCCGUCAGGCUAAUAUGCCUUUCUAAAUCUGGAUUAUAGAUUUAUUUUCCAAACUGUUCAUUGUUGACAUUUCAUUUUCUAAUGGCAAUGAUCUCAUUGAUCUUUUCUUUUUCCCUCUUUCAUUUACCUCACCCCUGUCCUCGCCGAUUCUUCCCCCUCCGUCCCCCACACCUUCCUCUCACACCACCAAACUUCUCAUCCUUCAGCUCGUUGUACUGCUGCAUUGCAGGAAAACAGAGGAGUGAUAAGUGGGCGAACAACCACCUCCAUACACCAGCCGAGGAGAGUGAAUUGUGAGCAAUCCAAGUCUUGCUUUGACCCACUGAAGUUGAAGCCAUACAGCUGAUCAUACAUAGGAGCCUCAUUUAAUGAAAUGUGGAAAUCUUUUGCUGCUAACAUAAAUAAUGAAUUUUCCUGUGCAACCUUGUAUUUGUUUAGUUUUUAAACAAUGUGGACAAAGUUACAUGUGCUAUCUUCUGUUUGUCCAGAUGCAUUUCAUCUUCCUUCACUUAUUGGUUCACUGGUAAAUUUUCUAGUGUAGUUUCUUGUAUUUGGUUUUGAUAAUUAAAUUUUUGUUAAGAUCUCGCUAGACUAGCAGACCUCGGAGAGCUUUCUUAAGAGGGUUUUAUUUGAAAGUGUCCGGACAUGCAGAAGAUGUUAUCCUUGAAAUUCUUCAUUUAUACCUUCAUUUAAUAGUUUUCUUUAUGUGCAGUGUUUUUUUAGGCUAACUUUUUUUCUCUCUGUUGGUGUGUGCUCCCAGGCUGAAAAGUUGCUCUUUGGUUUCUUCUAAUGUAUUGAGCUUCACUGAUAUUUGUGUAACAGUAAAAUAUUUCACUCAUUUUAAAGUGUGUACAUCAGAUGUCUCAGGUUUUCAGCAUUGAUUAAGUCCAGAAUGUGUGCUUUGUUUAAUUUUUUUUCUCUUAAGUAGAAAAAUUCACCCGUUAGGAUGUCUAACUACACAUUUUUAGUUUGGAUGCUGUGUGUUGUUUCCCUCCAAUGCUUGAUUCAUUUUUUUCAGAUGUUUUUUUGCUCCCAUGUUCCUGUUUCAUCAGUCUUUGUAACUCCUUACUGUUCGACACUAGAGCAACUCCCACAUUCCUCGCUUUUAACUUGUCUUCAUUUUUUUCUCUUUUCUCCAAUUUCCCCUCCCUGCAUGCUUCCCUCUCCUGUUCUCUCCAAACCUCUUUCAGUAUUUCUCCUCUCAUCAUCUUUUCCUUUAAUCUUGAAUAUGUUUGUGACUGUUUGCCUUCAGUGCAGCUAGUCACAAUCACUAGUAAGUAUUGUAUUUCCUCUGCGAAGCUUCAGAAGUUUAUGUUGCAGCUCACUAACAACUAAAGCUGAAGGUUUACCUUCAAAGCGUCAACUCCAUCCCCACCCCCACUCCUAAACAGAUGUGACAUGAAAAACUGCCAUUUUGUAAAUAUUGUGUACAUUUGGAAGAUAUCUAAUAAAAUUCAAGUAUGAUAAGCA
This is a messenger RNA of Cheilinus undulatus (humphead wrasse), 6774 nucleotides long. It is a transcript of the gene leng8, whose product is annotated as leukocyte receptor cluster (LRC) member 8. Gene Ontology annotation, cellular component: nucleus. Bases 334 to 2880 code for a protein of 848 amino acids. The transcript is spliced from 15 exons. The record is from RefSeq and is a predicted model, not a curated record. Lineage: Eukaryota; Metazoa; Chordata; Actinopteri; Labriformes; Labridae.